AGUACAUUGGGAGUGUCCUCUGGGGACAUACUCAAGUCUCAGCAAUAGUCUUGAUAGCAGUAUCCCUCAAUGGAAGAAGGAAACUUUUAACAAAGAUUUUUCCUUUACUCACAGAAAGGCACUUGAAUAAAGGAAACCACAAUGACUCCGGCCCAGCUGCACUGCUUGUGUCUCGUUACACUUUAUCUGACAACUGGAUAUGGUGAAGAUGGGAAGUUUAGUGGACCCUUAAAAGCAAUGACAUUUUCUAUCUUUGAAGGUCAAGAACCAAGUCAAGUCAUAUUCCAGUUUAAGGCCAAUCCUCCUGCUGUGACAUUCAAGCUAACUGGGGAAACAGAUGGAAUAUUCGAGAUACAACCAAAUGGAUUGUUGUAUCACACCAAACCCCUGGAUAGGGAAAGGAGAGCUGUUCAUGAACUCCAGGUUUCAGCACUGGAUGCUCAAGGAGCUACAGUGGAGGGCCCAGUCCCCAUCACUAUAGAAGUGAAAGACAUCAAUGACAACCCACCUAGAUUUCUCCAGUCAAAGUAUGAAGGUUCCGUAAGGCAGAAUUCUCGCCCAGGAAAGCCCUUCAUGUAUGUUAAUGCUACAGACCUGGAUGAUCCAGCCACUCCCAAUGGCCAACUUUCUUACCAUGUUCUAAUCCAGCUUCCCAAGGUCUCUGAAAUAAUGUACUUUCAGAUCAACAACAAGACAGGGGGCAUUUCACUGACCCCCGAUGGAUCUCGGUCACUGGAUCCCACUAAGAAUCUUAACUACAAUUUGGUGAUCUCAGUGAGGGACAUGGGAGAACAUCCCUUCAGUGAUACCACAUCUGUGGAUAUUACGGUGAAGGAGAAUAUUUGGAAGAUGCCAGAACCUGUGGAGAUUAUAGAAAACUCAACUGAUCCUCAUCCCAUCAAAAUCACCCAGGUGCAGUGGAAUGAGCCAGGUGCGCGAUAUGACUUGGUUGAAAAGGAGAAGCUGCCAAGAUUUCCAUUUUCAAUUGACCAGAAUGGAGAUAUUUUUGUGACUCAGCCUUUGGACCAUGAAGAAAAGGAUUCAUAUGUCUUUCAUGCGAUUGCAACAGAUGAGAAUCGGAAGCCACUUGCAGCCCCUCUGCAAGUCUAUGUGAAAGUGAAAGACAUUAAUGAUAAUCCACCUACUUGUCCAUCUGAGAAGACUGUGUUUGAGAUCCAGGAAAAUGAAAAUAUAGGGAGUGACAUUGGAACUUUCACUGGCCAUGACAUGGAUGAGAAAAACACUGAGAAUAGUCUUUUAAAAUACAAACUUGUGGAUCAAACCCCCAAAUUUCCCCAGGAUAACCUCUUUAUGAUCCAAACCUACUUAGGACUUCUCCAGUUGUCUAAACAGUCCUUGAAGAAACAAGACUCUUCUCAAUACAAUUUAACAAUAGAGGUGUCUGACAAAGAUUUCAAGACUGUCUGCCUUGUACAAGUCAAUGUUAUUGAUAUUAACGAUCAGAUCCCCAUCUUUGAAAAAUCAGACUAUGGAAACCUAACAUUUGCUGAAAACACAGCUGUGGGAACUACCAUCUUAGUCAUCCAGGCCACUGAUUCUGAUGAGCCAUUCACUGGAAGUUCUAAAAUCCAGUAUCUCAUUACAAAAGGAGACAGUGAGGGACGACUAGGGGUUGACACAGACCCCCAAACCAAUGCUGGAUAUGUCAUACUGAAAAAGCCUCUUGAUUUUGAAGCAGCACCCAUCCUCAACAUUAUGGUCAAGGCUGAGAAUCUGGAGCCUCUGGUGUCUGGUGUGAAUUACAAUGAGAGCUCUUAUGCCAGUUUCACACUUUUUGUGACCAACGUGAAUGAAGCACCUCAGUUUUCUCAACAUGUUUUCCAAGCAGAAGUCAGAGAGGAUGUAGCUAUAGGGACUACGGUGGCUAAAAUGACUGCUGUGGAUCCAGAAGGUUUGGACUUAAGUUAUUCACUGAAAGGUGAGGAGAGAGGCUGGCUUAGAAUUGACCGUACCACAGGUGACAUCUUAACUGCAGCUCGGCUGGACAGGGAAACUGAAAGUCUACACCGAGUGCAAGUGGUGGCAGCUGAAACAACUAAGCCCUUCUUGAGCUCUACGGUGGAGUUCCAUCUUACCAUCACAGAUGUGAAUGACAACCCCCCGCGUCUGGCCAAAGACUACAUAGGCCUGUCCUUCUGCUAUCCCCUUAAAGGACCUGAAAGUCUCAUUUUUGCAGCCACUGAUGAUGAUAAACAGUCAUUUCGGGGUCCACAUUUUACGUUUUCUCUCGGCAGUGAACACUUGAAAAAGGACUGGGAAGUUUCCAAGAUCAAUGGAACUCAUGCCAGACUCUCUACCAAGCAUAAGGGCUUUGAAGAGAGAGCUUAUAACAUCCCAAUCCGCAUCAAUGAUGGUGGCCAACCACCCUUAGAAAGUCUUGUCUCUUUGACAGUUACUUUCUGCACAUGUGUGGAAGGAAGUUGUUACAGGCCAGUGGGUCAGCAGCCUGGGAGACCUACUGUGGGGAUGGCUGUUGGCAUACUCCUGUCCACCUUACUUGUCAUUGGAAUAAUUUUAGCAGUUGUGUUUAUCCGAAUAAAGAAGAAUAAAGGUGGGGACAAUGUUGAAAAUACUCAGGCAUCAGAAGUCAAACCUCUGAGAGACUGAAUGUGAAAAGGAAUGCUUGAAUUUAUGUAAGACAACCAUUGAGUCCCCCCUUUUUUUUUUUUUUUUUUACAAAUAUCCCAUUUUGCGUACUGUAGGUCUU
This is a messenger RNA of Erinaceus europaeus (western European hedgehog), 2728 nucleotides long. RefSeq names its product cadherin 17 (gene CDH17). Gene Ontology annotation, cellular component: plasma membrane; adherens junction; catenin complex. The transcript is spliced from 18 exons. The coding region runs from base 142 to 2628 and encodes 828 amino acids. Lineage: Eukaryota; Metazoa; Chordata; Mammalia; Eulipotyphla; Erinaceidae. Gene Ontology annotation, biological process: cell-cell junction assembly; homophilic cell-cell adhesion; calcium-dependent cell-cell adhesion. Gene Ontology annotation, molecular function: calcium ion binding; cadherin binding. The record is from RefSeq and is a predicted model, not a curated record.